Molecule: messenger RNA, 1506 nt
Organism: Peniophora sp. CBMAI 1063
Lineage: Eukaryota; Fungi; Basidiomycota; Agaricomycetes; Russulales; Peniophoraceae
Source: the annotation of a GenBank genome assembly
AUGGCUUCGACGUUUGACACGCUCAUCCAAGAGCUCACGCGCGACGCUCAGCGCGCCCAGCCUCGAGACGCGCUACAGUUCUGCGCUAAUUGGUUCCAUUCUCGGCUCGAGGAGCAGCGUACACGCGUGCGCGAUGCUAUCCAGACUCGUCCCUCGCUCGCCGCUGCCCUGCCCCACGAUCUGUACACCGACCGCCCUGCUCGCGCCGCGGCCGCGCCGGCGGCAGGAACACAGUUCACGGAUCCAUUCAGCAGCGAGCCACGCAGGCCAUCCGCGUCCCAGAGUCCGUUCCAGAACGCUAACCCUUUUGGGACACUAAAUGUGCCCGGUAACGCCCGUCUUGUUUCGCCUGAUGGCACGCCCGACCCGACAAGCACCUACGAAUCUGCGCCACCGACUUUCCAGUUCGAGGACACCACCAUGUCCGAUCCUUACUAUUCCACCUACGAUCACAUCACACCCUCCCAGUCACCUGCACCCGGUGAUUAUCUCGGCCCACCAGGCUUUAUGGCCAUGCAACGUCGCACAUCUGUGAGCGCAGAGCCAAUCUCUCUCGACGGCGAGAGCAACGAGCCCCUGCCGUUCUUCGAGAAGACCGAGGAGCAGCUCGCGCGCAUCAGGGCCUCAAUCAAAGAUAACUUCCUCUUCCGUGGACUCGACGAGGAGCAGGAGACGGGCGUACUCAAUGCGAUGCGCGAGCAGCCAGUGUCCGCGCUGAGCGUGCUCAUCCGCCAGGGAGAUCCGGGCGACUACUUCUACGUCGUCGAAUCUGGAAAGCUCGAGUGCUACAUCCGUCCAGAUCCGCUGCCCGAAUGGUGGUCCAAGGACCUACCACAGGGUAUCGCUGCCCCAGGCUCAAUCGUCCAGUUGGAACAUCUACCCGAGUUCGGCAAGAUGGUGGCAGAAUGUCCUGCUGGCGCAAGCGUUGGCGAGCUUGCUUUGAUGUACGGCCACCCACGUGCGGCGUCGGUCAUCGCCAUGGCCGAUUCCAUGCUUUGGGCUCUCGACCGGAUCACGUUCAGGACUAUCAUUCUCAAGGCUGCUCACCGUCGCCGCACGAUGUAUGAGCACUUCCUCGAAGGCGUGAACCUCCUCCAGUCCCUCAAACCUUACGAGCGAAGCAAGGUUGCUGAUGCACUUGUGAGUAAGACGUACGAGGACGGGGAGCCGGUCGUGGUGCAGGGCGAGAUGGGCCGCACCUUCUUCUUCGUCGAGGAUGGCGAGGCGGUCGUGACGCAGCUACAGGAGGGAGAAGAGGGUGAGCAACGGGAAAUGGUCGUCGGCCGCCUAUCCCGGGGAGAUUACUUCGGAGAACUCGCGCUACUCCACCUCGCGCCCCGGGCUGCGACGGUUAGCGCGGUUAGGCGCGAUGCCGGAUCGACCCUACCGAAGCUCAAAGUGGCGGCGCUGGACGCUCAAGCUUUCACGCGUUUAUUGGGGCCAUUGAGGGAGAUUAUGGAAAGGAAUGCGACGACGUACGGGCCGGGCUUCGGGUCGCCGCACUGA